AUGCUCAGCGCCUCAGCCUCCAACAACCGUUCAUUGUUUUCCUUUGGGGUUAGGGAUGGCGUGUCGGACGACAUAGGCAACACUACUUCUAAUUCGUUCGAUUUUCUGCCGUCGGUCAGCUUCGACGACCUGCAGAGCAGCCUCGAGUCGGCCUCGACCGACUUCAAGCUCACGCAGUUUCCCAACCCGACCGGCCAGGGCUCGAUUCUGGGCGACCGCCGUCUCCCGUCCGACAACAUGGUUGAGCGUCCAGAUGUUGCCCACACGGUGGGCGCCACGCGUGCCGUUGUUCAGCAGCCCCUCGCGACACGGCCCGCACGCGCCGGAUCCAUCUUGCGGAGGCCGAGCUCGUCGAGCAGGCAGACGAGCAUGUCGUCCACCGUGUCAAGCAACUCUGGCGUGCCGAAUGCUCCCACCGCCCCGGCCGCCAUGCGUCCGCGCCGCCAGAGCCACUAUCCCCCAGUCUCCAAUCCCAACGCUGCGAAGCAGCCGCCCAGGAAGUCGGUCGGGCCGGGUAGCUUUGAUGGAGGUGACUAUGAGGCUCGGAAGCGGAGACCGAGCGUGGCAUCCGAUAGAGUCGGUCUAGAGUCUACGCGCUCUUCGGUCGAUGGAGGCUCCCGUCCCAUUGUGGGGGAUACGACUCGAAACCUCACGGGUUCGCGAGCAGCAAAGGCGAGAUCCGUGCAACCGCCACCACGGGCCAGCCAGGCCAUGCUGUCUCCCGACGUCGGCACUCUGACGCCAGAUCACAGCCAGUUAACAAUCACCUUCCCAAGGUCGCCGCGUCUCAGCACCAAGGUCUCGAACCCCCCCGGCUCUGGGAAACGCAUGUCGGUGAUGCCAGGGGUCCCCCAUGCCUCGCAUGCCACGGGGCUAGGUGCGAGGACCAUCAGUCCUACGGACACCAGACGGAUGAAGCGCAUGUCGGCCAUGCACCAGACCAUGGGCACGCCCCAGGUGCCGGCAGACCCGAUGCCGGCAGCAACCGAAGUCCGCUCUUCGUCGCGCUCUCCCUCAAUGCUUCCCCGCAAGAUCUCGACGCCUUCCUCGUCUCGGACCACACCCGACUUGAAUCGGAAAUCGUAUAGCUCGGGCCUCUCGGUUGGCUCCAUCAACAGCUUUAAUACGGUGCGGACUUCGACCGGCUCGAUGCAGCAGCGGAUCUCGCAAGGCGGAAGUUCCAGGCUGCCCGCGCCCAAGGCCCUGAACCUUCAUAACCCCACAAGUGCUGAAGACGAAGAGGACGUCCCGCCAGUUCCAGCAAUACCCAAGGUGUAUGAAUCGCCCAAAGACUCACCCGCCGAGAUGACAUUCCUAGACAAGAGAAAGUCGAACCUUGCAUUCGAUGCAAGCAGUGUUAAUAGCACUUCGACGGGAAGCGUAUCGGGGAUGCAGCUUACCGAUCCGCCGCCCGCCAAGGUCCAGCGCAGGGCUAGCAAUCGUAAGUCGGUUCAUACUUCGAAGCUGGAUAUGGAUAAGAAGGCGUCUGGACCACAGACAAAGAAGAAUUUGCAGCCGCUGAGGCUGCCCCCAAUAACGUUGGGGCCGCUGAGCACCCCGACUGCUGCGAAGAUAGCAGCUUUGCAGGAUCUGGGUUUCUCGGACAAAAAUCUUUCCCCUCCACCAGCAAGACAGAUGGCCAAGACCCCCACGACGCCAAUGACGGCGUCCAAGGGUUCCUUCUUCACCAGAAACCGAGUCGACGAGAGGCCCGACGUCCAACAUCUCAGGAGUAGCAGCUCAGUCCACCACGCGACGCGGGAGAGCCCGUCUGCGGCAGACGCCACCAGCUCCUCGGAGUCGUUCAUGGCUGCUGCGCCUAAGCCCGGGUACCAGAGAUCUGGAAUGUCGCCAUUCUUGUCGUCUUCUGUGCCAAAGGGAGGAAAUAUGGAACGCGCUUUUAUGAAGCGAUCGAAAACGGGCGGGGACUUUACUCUUCCGUUAGACACAGUUGCCGAUGUGCCUGUGCCGCAACAUAAACCUUCGGGACCGCGGGCACCGAAGUCUAUCGCAACUAAGCCUGCACCAUCAAAGUCUCCGCCUCCGCUUUCCAGCCCGGACGAGCCGCCCACACCCUCGUCCAUUAGCUCCCUCCGAAGGAAAUUGAGCCUGUCUUGGAAACGAAGCGCUUCCAAGAACAGUAUCAGCCAGCCCACGGGGGAACGAGGCGAUCUAGGCAGCAUUAGGCAUGACUCUAUGCCGCCGCCCAGGAUUCCCGUCUCGGCAACGCUGAACAGCCUCAGCACGUCGAAGCCCCCGAGCCCCACCCCCUCCGCCAAGUCCAGCGGGACUGGAACCUACUUAGAAUCGAGGAGGCGUAAGAGCUCGGCCUCGAGUCUCAACGCCAUCAUCGCCCAGGACCGUACCCGAAGCGACGGGCAAGCCAUGGCCAAGCGAGAGACAAUGCUCGACACUGUGGCGGAGCGCUCAACGCUUGCGUACAACUCGUCAGUGGUGCAGAAGAUCUUGAAGCCCAAGAGCUCGACGGCUACGCUGCGUCACCACGACGUCUGGACGGCCGACUUAGACAAGGACGACCUGUAUGCCGAGGACGAGAUGAAGAAGCUAGGGGCGCGGCGCAAGGAGACAGAACUAGCUGCGAGAACACUGGAUGCGCUCCGGAAGCGUGCCACGGCUAAGGAACGUGUCAGCGCCCAGGAUGCCAUUCGAAUCGCCGUACUCAACAUCUACGAGCGUGGCGAGAUUGUGGAUUAUAAGGACGUCUAUUUCUGUGGUACCCAGAACGCAGCCAAGGUCGUGGGCGAUGCACAGUCGGACAGCCCCAACUUCGGCUACGACGACGAGCGGGGCGACUACACAAUUGUCCCCGGCGACCAUCUCUCGUACCGGUACGAGAUUAUCGAUGUCCUCGGAAAGGGCAGCUUUGGGCAGGUUGUCAGGUGUAUCGACCACAAGACGGGCGUGCUUGUUGCCGUCAAGAUCAUCCGCAACAAGAAGCGGUUCCAUCAACAGGCUCUUGUCGAAGUCAACAUUCUACAAAAGCUCCGCGAAUGGGACCCCAAAAACAAGCACAGCAUGGUCAACUUCACCCACAGCUUCUACUUUCGUGGACAUCUUUGCAUCUCUACCGAGCUCCUGGACAUGAACCUCUACGAAUUCAUCAAGUCUAACGCCUUCCGCGGGUUUUCCUUGAAACUGAUUCGACGGUUUACCAAGCAGCUUCUCAGCUCCUUGAUGCUGUUGAAGCAACACAAGGUCAUCCACUGUGACCUGAAGCCAGAGAAUAUUCUUUUACGGCAUCCGCUGCAUUCUGAAAUCAAGGUUAUCGACUUUGGGUCGAGUUGUUUUGAAAACGAGAAGGUCUACACUUAUAUACAGUCUCGGUUCUACCGCUCUCCUGAAGUCAUCCUCGGCAUGACGUAUGGAAUGCCGAUCGACAUGUGGUCGCUUGGCUGCAUCCUCGCCGAACUCUACACUGGCGUGCCCAUCUUCCCCGGCGAGAAUGAGCAGGAGCAAUUGGCCUGCAUCAUGGAGGUUUUCGGGCCGCCAGAGAAGCAUCUCAUCGAAAAAUCGACGCGUAAGAAGCUGUUCUUCGACAGCAUGGGGAAGCCCCGCCUCACAGUCUCGUCCAAGGGCCGACGCCGACGGCCGUCGUCGAAGACUCUCCAGCAGGUCCUCAAGUGCGACGACGAGGCUUUCCUCGACUUCCUUUCUCGCUGUCUGCGCUGGGACCCCGACCGCCGCAUGAAACCUGAUGAGGCCAUCCGGCACGAAUUCAUCACAGGCCAGAAGACUUCGGUUCCCGUACCCCGAGCCUCGGUCCGCGACUCGUCCCCCAGCAAGCGAUCUAAUAGCAUUAGCGUGGCGCCCCGGCCAUUACCAGAGCCCCCGGCAGCCGCGAAAGCCAACACCUCCCUGCGGCCGCGCGAUGCGUCGGGAGUCGCCAACAUCAGCCCCAUGAAGCCGCCAGUCCUCCCCGCCUCACGAAGGACGUCGGGCGUGAGCACUACGUCUAGCAUAUCGGGCAACACGGUCGGCGCAAAACGAACGAGCACGGGCACGACCGCCAGCUUCACCCCCGCUGCUGGCUCCCUUGGCGGCAGCAGCCUUCCCAGAGCAGCCGUCCGUAGUGUGAGCGCGAAGCAGGACCUAGCCGCUGCCGGUGCUACGGCUGCCAUGAGCAGACGGGCCUAG
Lasiosphaeria miniovina is the source of this 4155-nucleotide messenger RNA. RefSeq lists its product as uncharacterized. The coding region runs from base 1 to 4155 and encodes 1384 amino acids. Gene Ontology annotation, biological process: peptidyl-threonine phosphorylation; peptidyl-serine phosphorylation. The transcript is spliced from 2 exons. Gene Ontology annotation, molecular function: ATP binding; protein serine/threonine kinase activity. Gene Ontology annotation, cellular component: cytoskeleton; cytoplasm. NCBI's taxonomy places the organism in Eukaryota, Fungi, Ascomycota, Sordariomycetes, Sordariales, Lasiosphaeriaceae. The record is from RefSeq and is a predicted model, not a curated record.